AUGAACACUUUUCGCUGUGUAUAAAUAUGGAUGUGAACCCUAAUCUUAAAAAACCCUCGACUCCUCAAAAACCCUAAUCGUCAUCUGACAGACAAUGGCAAGAGCUUUUUCUUCUUGCUUUGCUCGAUUCUCUGCGUUCCUUACGAUGCGGAGUGUCUCCACUUUAGCGAAGCCUCCUUCAUCACUUUCGUCUCUCAUCGUUCCCCGUCGAUUACUCUUCCCUCUCUCCCAUGCGCUCCUCCUACCUCCCCCCGCUCGGUUCGGCGGGAUCCGGUGCCGAGUUAACCGGGCCGGUGAUUCGACGUACUCGCCGCUGAACUCGGGUUCCUCGUUCAGCGACAGGCCACCCACCGAAAUGGCUCCGCUCUUCCCCGGCUGCGACUAUGAGCACUGGCUCAUCGUCAUGGACAAGCCCGGCGGCGAGGGUGCCACCAAGCAGCAGAUGAUCGAUUGUUAUGUGCAAACCCUUGCCAAAGUUCUUGGAAGUGAAGAGGAAGCUAAGAAGAAGAUUUACAAUAUUUCUUGUGAGAGGUACUUUGGAUUUGGGUGUGAGAUUGAUGAGGAGACAUCUAAUAAGCUGGAAGGGUUGCCUGGAGUUCUAUUUGUCCUCCCGGAUUCAUAUGUUGAUCCUGAACACAAGGACUAUGGGGCUGAAUUAUUUGUGAAUGGAGAGAUCGUCCAGAGACCACCUGAAAGACAGACGGGUGGAGCCACAGCCUCAAAGGCAUCAAGACAGGCCAAGAUACAAUGAUAGAACAAGGUAUGUCCGGCGCAGAGAAAACAUGCGGUGAAGGACCAAAGGGCCAGUUUAUUUAAGUAGAGGGAUCUGAUGUACAUACUAUGGGAUUAGUGCAUUAUAUGCACUAUUUUAGUCUUGCCUUUGGAGACGUUCGCUCAAGUUCGGGUGGGGUGGUGACUGAAAUGUUUGUAGUUGUAACCUGUAUCAGUUGGAUUCGUCUUCGUUAUCAUUUUUCUUUUGAACAGAAUCUUGAACAUGAAUCUUCAUGGUUCUUGUACUGCUUUCUACGUUUUAUCGGCACAUGAAAAAAAGGUGAUUGGUUCA
Messenger RNA from Gastrolobium bilobum, 1063 nucleotides. Its product is annotated as multiple organellar RNA editing factor 6, mitochondrial-like. NCBI's taxonomy places the organism in Eukaryota, Viridiplantae, Streptophyta, Magnoliopsida, Fabales, Fabaceae. Gene Ontology annotation, biological process: mitochondrial mRNA modification; cytidine to uridine editing. Gene Ontology annotation, cellular component: mitochondrion. The record is from RefSeq and is a predicted model, not a curated record.